This is a messenger RNA of Rotaria sp. Silwood2, 387 nucleotides long. Lineage: Eukaryota; Metazoa; Rotifera; Eurotatoria; Philodinida; Philodinidae. The record is from the annotation of a GenBank genome assembly.
AUGACUCAUCUUUGGCUCUUAUCUCACAUAGUUUUUUUUAUUAUUAUCAGAACUAUUUCUACGACUAUUGGACUUCGAACUCAAAAAGGAAUAAUAUAUGGCAGACAAACUCAACAUACAAUUGAAUAUUUAGGAAUUCAAUAUGCAAAAAUUAUUCGAUGGAAACCACCAAUAGAUCUUGCUUCAGAACUUUUCCCAAACACUUCAUUUCAUGCGACAUCAUUUGGUCCAUGUUGCCCACAAGCAACUAGUCCAAUAUAUAUUCCUAAACAAGAUGAACAAUGUCUUUAUCUAAAUAUCUAUAAACCCAUAGUUUCAUUAAAUCACUCCUUAUUAUCAGUAUUUGUCUGGAUUCAUGGUGGUAGUCAUAGGAGAGGAUGCUCAUGA